CUGAUGGACUCUCUAAUGAAAUCCCCAUGGAAAACGUAUUAAGAGAAGAAGCUUUCAAUUCAAAUGCAAUGGCCAGACAAAGCAUUGGGUCAUAGAACGCUUACCAGUCACAACAAUUCAACAAAAAUGCCAAUAAUCACGGCCACGACAACGGCAUCGGCCGGCGGAGGAGCAGGUGUGGCUGUCAGGGGCGUAUCUGCGGCCAAGUCUCCCACGGAUUACCUAAUGCUCCAGCAACAGCAGCAGCAGCACCAGCAGCCCCACUUCACCAACCACUUCUAUCAACAACAGCAGCAGCAGCAACAACAGUUGGCGCCUCUGAACACUUCCCACCAACACCAGCACUCACAUCCACAUCCACAUCCACAUCCUGCUGCUACUCCGACCAGUUUUGCAACAUUUAACGGAAACUCGAAUCUAAAUUCUAGCCUUGCCAACGGAAGCGGCAGAAAAUUCAAUUGCAGCCGCGACAACGUGGACGAUAAUGGUGAUGGCGAUGUGGACGACAUAGUAGCUGGAGUCUCCGCCGAUGUGGUUGGCAAUGGGAAUAGCGAGAAGUCGGCAGGUCUAGCGCCACCGCCCGGCAUCCACCAUUCGCGCCCGCCACCACCGCCGGCAAUCAAGAAGACUUCCCAGUCGGCUGGGACCACCGCCUCCCGCGAGGAUGUGACCUCGCUGAGUGGCACUUCCUCGCUAAACAGCCAGAUGUCGGUGCGUAAUCAGUUCGUGUCCGGAUUGCCAAGCAAUGGAGGGCCGCCCACCGUCAGUGAAGUCAACGGAGUCCCAGCCCCUGGAAGAGGAGGUGCUCCCAACAGCAUCCUCAAAGGCAGCAAAGAGAACCUCCUGCAGAACACAUACUUUAACGGGGACGAGAGCCUGGACAGCGAUUGCGGAGCUGGAGAGGGGCAGCCACAGGAGCCACCUUUUGCCAACCGCGACGACCCUGGAGACGGCCUGGGACCACUGCCACCCAAGUGGGAGACGGCCUACACGGAGCGAGGAGAGCUCUACUUCAUAGACCAUAAUACUGGAACCUCCCACUGGCUGGAUCCCAGGCUGUCCAAGUACCAGAAAAAGUCACUCGAGGACUGCUGCGAGGACGAGCUACCCUACGGCUGGGAAAAGAUAGAGGACUCUAUGUAUGGAAUGUACUUCAUCGACCAUGUUAACCGGAGGACGCAGUACGAAAACCCAGUGCUGGAGGCUAAGCGACGAGCAGCGGAGCAGCGCCAACAGCAACAGCAGCAGAUCCAGCAAGAGCAGCGCUCCAAGACGCCGACUGUGCCGCCACCAGUGCUGCCUUCGGAGUCGGCUGCCGAACGGCAGGAGGAAGAGGUGCCAGCCACCAAGCUGCCGUACAAGUUCACCCGCAAUCCUGCAGAGCUGCAAGGGCAACGCAUCAACACCACAUUGUUGAAGUCUUCCCGUGGCCUGGGCUUCACCAUUGUGGGCAGUGAUGGCAGCACCGGCGGGGACGUGGAGGAGUUCCUCCAAAUCAAAACAGUAGUGCCGAACGGUCCGGCCUGGCUGGACGGUCAGCUCCAGACGGGCGACGUACUGGUAUACGUUAACGACACCUGCGUGCUGGGCUAUACGCACCUAGACAUGGUCAACAUCUUCCAAUCGAUCCUGCCCGGCGAGCGGGCAACCCUGGAGGUGUGUCGCGGCUACCCGUUGCCGUUCGACCCGAACGACCCAAACACCGAGGUGGUGACCACAAUGGCGGUGGACGGGCGCGAUUCGGACAAGCAGCGGCGCCUCAACAUGGACGGGAACUACAACUUCCUGGACUUGUCCGGCGAGGGGGCGAACAGCGCGGGCGCUACUGCAAACGGAAGUGGCUUCAUACUGAUGAAGAAGCCCGAACUGUGCACCUUCUCGAUCAUGAAGGGCUCCAUGGGAUUUGGGUUUACCAUUGCCGACUCCGCCUGUGGGCAAAUCGUUAAGAAGAUCCUCGACCGGAACUGCUGCACUCAGCUGAUGGAGGGCGACGUCCUGUUGGAGAUCAAUGGCAUAAACGUGCGCAACAAGCCGCACUUUUACGUGGUGGAGCUGCUCAAGGAAUGCAGUCUCACGGCGCCCACGGUCGUAAAGAUUCAGCGAACACCCCCGGACCAGCCCACUCAGAUCGGGCAGGUGGGAAACGUGGCCAAGCUGCGCAAAAACUUUGUAGGCAGCGGACUGUUCCGGAGCAAGACGCCUACGGCGGACCUGUACAGUACGCAGGUGAAGGAGGUGCUGCCCAUGCGGCCAAAGACUCCGCUGGUGGACACUCGGCGGGCGCGGGUUCAGACACCUAGCAAUGAGCUGGACGGUGAAGUCGGAGCUGGGGUCGGCCCUGCAGCCAACGACUUGGAAGCCCGUAAGCCUAUUCAGUUUCAGACCCAAGGAAAGUCCAACAACAGCCUGCCAGAACUGGACGAUGUUCCCUACAUGGAUCCGUACCCCAAGAUGGUCAGUCGGCUGAAUGAACGGCUGGCAGAGGCAACGCUCCAGGGAGAUUCGGGUAUCUACGGCCUGCCACCCAGCAUGCAGCCCCUGCCGAUGGCUCACCACGAGUCCUGCUACUGCUACGAUUGUCAGGCCCAGCGCUACCGCCCCGGAUACUUUAUGCAGGCUCAGCAGGCGGGGAUGCCUGGUGCCGGACAAGGACAGUACUCGCCUCUGCAGACGGCGCACCUCCAGAACGAGCGCAUACAGCGACGCGUCAACGAGUUGCUAAACGAUCGAAGGCGGGUGGGCUUCGCCAAUCUGGAUCCUUCGUCCCAACAACUGCACCAACAGCCUCAACAGCUCCAGUCCCAGCAUAUGCAGCACUCGCCCAGUUGGCGGAGCGGAGCACUGCUGGACGCAUCCGAAGAUGCGGAUCAGUGUGAGCUAACCGAAGUAACGCUUGAGCGGCAGGCGCUGGGCUUCGGGUUUCGUAUAGUUGGCGGCACUGAAGAGGGCUCCCAGGUCACCGUGGGCCACAUAGUGCCGGGAGGCGCUGCGGACCAGGACCACCGCAUAGCCACUGGCGAUGAAAUUCUCAGCAUCGAUGGAAUUAAUGUGCUCAAUUCUUCGCAUCAUAAAGUUGUUUCCUUGGUCGGUGAAUCAGCCCUUCGUGGCCAGGUAACUAUGAUCCUGCGACGCCGCCGGGCUCCUCUGCUGCAGCAAGCUCCGCUCACCUCCCAGUUGCGGCGGUAUCCCUAUGAUGUGAUUGUGAGCCGACACGAGAACGAGGGCUUUGGCUUCGUUAUAAUUUCCUCAUCGAAUCACUACUAUGGCUCAACGAUAGGUAAACUGAUACCCGCCAGUCCGGCGGAUCGCUGCGGGGAACUCAAGGUGGGCGACCGCAUCAUUGCGGUGAAUCGAAUUGAGAUCGCUGGGAUGUCGCACGGCGACGUGGUGAAUCUCAUCAAGGAAUCGGGCCUGCAUGUGCGUCUAACCAUCGGUUGUCCGCUAAAGGAGGGCGGUCCCAGUCCCGGUGGCAGCAGUGUCGGGCUCGGCAGCCACACUCCGCUCCAGCCGUCGCCCAGUCUACUCAAGACACCAGUUCCCCAGCCACAGCAGCAGCAACAACAACAAUCGCAGCAAUCAUAUCAGCAGCUCCAACAGCAGAAGCUCCAUCAUCAUCACCAGCAACUGGAAAUGCCAAUGUCAAUGCCGAUGCCCGGAAACAGCGGAUACUUGGAGCGACCCAGUACCAACAUCGCGGCCACUCUGGCUCUGCACCAGCAGCAGCCGCAAUUAUGACUCUGAGACCUACGGAUUCGGCUCUACAAGAGCUUCCUCUAAUGAUAGAUCCGUCGUAGGCAGCUUCAAAUACAUAAUUAAUUGUAGAAUAUGUUAUAACCCCAAAGACUGAAUAUAGUAUGAAUCUUUAAGUGCGUCAAGUCGUCGAUCAGAUGUUGUAUGUGAGUUUUUAUACAAGUUUUUUUUAGGAUCCCUUCAUUUUUGGAGUACAUAGAGCUAAGUUAGAAUAUACUUUGCCCAUUUAUAAAGUGUUUUAGAUAUAUUAUAUGUAAGUGAUCUAUGUUAAAUUGUACAAAAUGUAAAGGACUUCAAUAUUUUAUUAAUUGUAUGUCAGGCAGUAAGUUGUAUUUUUCAAAUAUACAUACAUCA
Molecule: messenger RNA, 4104 nt
Organism: Drosophila bipectinata
Lineage: Eukaryota; Metazoa; Arthropoda; Insecta; Diptera; Drosophilidae
Gene: Magi
Product: membrane associated guanylate kinase, WW and PDZ domain containing protein magi
Biological process (GO): signal transduction
Cellular component (GO): cytoplasm
Molecular function (GO): protein binding
Source: RefSeq, a predicted model, not a curated record